This is a messenger RNA of Rana temporaria (common frog), 2964 nucleotides long. RefSeq names its product mucin-2-like. NCBI's taxonomy places the organism in Eukaryota, Metazoa, Chordata, Amphibia, Anura, Ranidae. The record is from RefSeq and is a predicted model, not a curated record. The transcript has 8 exons. The annotation marks the transcript as partial.
ACAACUCCAAUAUCAACUGCAGAAACAACAACUCCAACAUCAACUGCAACAACAACAACAACAACAACUGCAACAUCAACUGCAGAAACAACAACUUCAACAGCAACAACUCCAACAUCAACUGCAGAAACAACAACUCCAAUAUCAACUGCAGAAACAACAACUUCAACAUCAACUGCAGCAACAACUUCUCCAAAAUCUACUGCAGCAAAAACUUCAACAUCAACUGCAGCAACAACUCCAACAUCAAGUGCAGAAACAACAACUCCAACAUCAACUGCAACAACAACAACAACAACAACUCCAACAUCAACAACUUUAACAUCAACUGCAGAAACAACAACUGCAGCAACAACUCCAACAUCAACUACAGUGACAACAACUCUAACAACAACUGCAGAAACAACAACUCCAACAACAACAACUCCAACAUCAACUGAAGUGACAACAACUCCAACAUCAACAACGUUAACAUCAACUGCAGCAACAACUCCAACAUCAACUACAGUGACAACAACUCUAACAUCAACUGCAGAAACAACUCCAACAUCAACUGCAGAAACAACUCCAAUAUCAACUGAAGAAACAACAACUCCAACAUCAAAUGCAGCGACAACAAUUUCAAAAUCAACUGCAGAAACAACAACUCCAAUAUCAACUGCAGAAACAACAAUUCCAACAUCAACUGCAGCGACAACAACUCCAACAUCAACUGCAGAAACAACAACUGCAACAUCAACUGCAACAACAACAACUGCAACUUCAACAUCAACUGCAGCAACAACAACUCCAACAUCAACUGCAACAACAACAACUCCAACAUCAACUGAAGUGACAACUGCAACAUCAACAACUUUAACAUCAACUAAACAACAACAAAAACUCCAACAUCAACUGCAGCGACAACUACACCAACAUCAACUUCAGAAACAACAACUUCAACAUCAACUGCAGCAACAACUUCUCCAAAAUCUACUGCAGCAAAAACUUCAACAUCAACUGCACAACAACUUUAACAUCAACUGCAAAAACAACAACUGCAGAAACAACUCCAACAUCAACUGCAGAAACAACAACUACAGCAACGAAAACUCCAACAUCAACUGCAAAACAACAACUGCAACAUCACCUGCAGCAACAACGCAAACAUCAACUGCAGAAACAACAACUCCAACAUCAACUGCAACAACAACAACAACAACUCCAACAUCAACUAAAGUGACAACAACUCCAACAUCAACAACUUUAACAUCAACUGCAGAAACAACAACUGCAGCAACAACUCCAACAUCAACUACAGUGACAACAACUCUAACAACAACUGCAGAAACAACAACUCCAACAUCAACUGAAGAAACAACUCCAACAUCAACUGCAGUGACAACAACUCCAACUGCAACAACAACAACUCCAACAUCAACUGCAGAAACAACUCCAAUAUCAACUGAAGAAACAACAACUCCAACAUCAAAUGCAGCAACAAAAACUCCAACAUCAACUGCAGCGACAACAAUUUCAAAAUCAACUGCAGAAACAACAACUCCAAUAUCAACUGCAGAAACAACAAUUCCAACAUCAACUGCAGCGACAACAACUCCAACAUCAACUGCAGAAACAACAACUGAAACAUCAACUGCAGAAACAACUCCAACAUCAACUGCAGAAACAACAACUCCAACAUCAACUGCAGAAACAACAACUCCAACAUCAACUGCAGAAACAACAACUCCAACAUCAACUGCAGAAACAACAACUGCAACAUCAAGUGCAGAAACAACAACUCCAACAUCAACUUCAGCAACAAAAACUCCAACAUCAACUUCAGAAACAACAACUUCAACAUCAACUGCAGCAACAACUUCUCCAAAAUCUACUACAGCAAAAACUUCAACAACAACUGCAGCAACAACAACAACAACUCCAACAUCAACAACUUUAACAUCAACUGCAACAACAACAACAACAACUUCAACAUCAACAACUUUAACAUCAACUGCAGAAACAACAACUGCAGCAACAACUCCAACAUCAACUGAAGCAACAACUCCAACAUCAACUACAGUGACAACAACUCUAACAACAACUGCAGAAACAACAACUCCAACAUCAACUGCAGCGACAACAAUUUCAAAAUCAACUGCAGAAACAACAAUUUCAAAAUCAACUGCAGAAACAACAUCUCCAACACCAACUGCAGAAACAACUCCAACAUCAACUGCAACAACAACAACUCCAACACCAACUGCAGUGACAACAACUCCAACAUCAACUGCAGCAACAACUCCAACAUCAACUGCAGCAACAACAACUCCAACAUCAACUGCAACAACAACAACUCCAACAUCAACUGCAACAACAACAACUCCAACACCAACUGCAGUGACAACAACUCCAACAUCAACUGCAGCAACAACUCCAACAUCAACUGCAGAAACAACAACUCCAACAUCAACUGCAGAAACAACAACUCCAACAUCAACUUCAGAAACAACAUCUCCAACACCAACUGCAGAAACACCUCCAACAUCAACUGCAACAACAGCUUCAACUGCAACAACAACAACUCGAACACCAACUGCAGCAACAACUCCAACAUCAACUGCAGCAACAACUUUAACAUCAACUGCAAAAACAACAACUGCAGAAACAACUCCAACAUCAACUGCAGAAACAACAACUACAGCAACGAAAACUCCAACAUCAACUGCAAAACAACAUUUCCAAAAAAACAACAUCUCCAACACCAACUGCAGAAACACCUCCAACAUCAACUGCAACAACAACUUCAACUGCAACAACAACAACUCGAACACCAACUGCAGCAACAACUCCAACAUCAACUGCAGCAACAACUUUAACAUCAACUGCAAAAACAACAACUGCAGAAACAACUCCAACAUCAACUGCAGAAACAACAACUACAGCAACGAAAACUCCAACAUCAACUGCAGUGACAACAACUAG